UUCACUGUGUGCCGGCUCCUGCUCUUUGGCGGCGACCAUCCCAGCCCAGGAAGAGAGAGUCUUCCCGCUCCUGCCCUCAGAUAAGAAGCAUAAGAAGCAUCAGGCUGGAACCAUGUGGCCAGUGCUGAGAGGCUGGAGGAGAGGAUGUGUCAGCCCAUGUGGAGCCUUGGCAAGGGCUGUGCUAGGCUGGCCAUGGCCCCGCGCUGUGAGCAGUGCCACCUCUGUGGGCCAGGAUGAGUACAGCUUUGUAGUGGUGGGCGCAGGCUCUGCUGGCUGUGUGCUAGCCAGCCGGCUCACUGAGGACCCGAAUCAUCGGGUGCUGCUACUGGAGGCCGGUCCCAAGGACUUGUUGAUGGGGAGCAAGCGCCUGCAGUGGAAGAUACACAUGCCUGCUGCCCUUGUGGCCAACCUGUGUGAUGACAAGUACAACUGGUACUAUCACACUGAGGCACAGCCCGGCCUGGACGGCCGUGUAUUAUACUGGCCACGAGGCCGGGUCUGGGGGGGCUCCUCAUCCCUCAACGCCAUGGUCUACAUCCGUGGACAUGCUGAGGACUAUAACCGUUGGCACCACCAAGGUGCUGAGGGUUGGGACUAUGCACACUGCCUGCCCUACUUCCGCAAGGCACAGAAACAUGAGCUGGGAGCCAACAGGUACCGCGGUAGUGAUGGCCCGCUGCAUGUGUCUCGGGGCAAAACUAACCAUCCCCUUCACCAGGCCUUCCUGCAGGCAGCACAUCAGGCUGGCUACCCCUUCACAGAAGACAUGAAUGGCUUCCAGCAGGAGGGUUUCGGCUGGAUGGACAUGACUAUCCACCAAGGGAAGCGGUGGAGCACGGCCUGUGCUUACUUGCAUCCAGCACUGAGCCGCCCCAACCUCAGGGCUGAGGUCCAGACCCUUGUGAGCAGAGUGCUGUUUGAGGGCACACGUGCAGUAGGUGUGGAGUACAUCAAGAAUGGCCAGAGCCACAAGGUUUAUGCCAGCAAGGAGGUGAUCCUGAGUGGGGGCGCCAUCAAUUCUCCACAGCUGCUCAUGCUCUCUGGUGUUGGAAAUGCCGAUGACCUCAAGAAACUGGGCAUCCCUGUCGUGUGCCACCUGCCUGGAGUUGGGCAGAACCUGCAAGACCACUUGGAGAUCUACAUUCAGCAGGCAUGCACACAUCCCAUCACCCUCCACUCGGCCCAGAUGCCUCUGCGGAAGGUCUGCAUCGGUCUGGAGUGGUUGUGGAGGUUCACAGGGGAUGGAGCCACUGCCCAUCUUGAAACAGGUGGGUUCAUCCGCAGCCGGCCUGGGGUCCCCCACCCGGACAUCCAGUUCCACUUCCUGCCAUCCCAAGUUAUUGACCAUGGGCGGAAACCUACCCAGCAGGAGGCCUACCAGGUACAUGUAGGAACCAUGAGGGGCACAAGUGUGGGCUGGCUCAAACUGAGAAGUGCCAACCCUCGGGACCACCCUGUGAUUCACCCCAACUACUUGUCAACAGAAACUGAUGUCCAGGAUUUCCGUCAGUGUGUGAGGUUGUCCAGAGAAAUUUUUGCACAAGAAGCCUUGGCUCCUUUCCGGGGCAAAGAGCUGCAGCCUGGAAGCCAUGUCCAGUCAGAUAAAGAGAUAGAUGCCUUUGUACGGGCAAAAGCAGACAGUGCUUACCACCCCUCCUGCACCUGUAAGAUGGGCCAGCCCUCUGACCCCACUGCCGUGGUUGACCUGCAAACCAGGGUCCUUGGGGUGGAAAACCUCAGAGUCAUCGAUGCUUCCAUCAUGCCCAGUGUGGUCAGCGGCAACCUGAAUGCUCCCACAAUAAUGAUUGCAGAGAAAGCAGCUGACAUUAUUAAGGGGUACCCUGCACUCUGGGACAAGGACGUUCCUGUCUACAAGCCGAAGACUCUGGCCACCCAGCGUUAAGACGGCCACUGCCUGAGGAUGACAGAGGAACUCAUAUCAAACCAAGAAAUCCAGCUCUUACAGCCCUGCUCCGGAUAGUUCCUCAAACUGUGUAUUCUUGGGACCCAG
Molecule: messenger RNA, 2011 nt
Organism: Phodopus roborovskii (desert hamster)
Lineage: Eukaryota; Metazoa; Chordata; Mammalia; Rodentia; Cricetidae
Gene: Chdh
Product: choline dehydrogenase
Exons: 8
Coding region: 113-1903 (596 amino acids)
Cellular component (GO): mitochondrial inner membrane
Molecular function (GO): flavin adenine dinucleotide binding; choline dehydrogenase activity
Source: RefSeq, a predicted model, not a curated record